Molecule: messenger RNA, 11501 nt
Organism: Sphaerodactylus townsendi
Lineage: Eukaryota; Metazoa; Chordata; Lepidosauria; Squamata; Sphaerodactylidae
Gene: TRIO
Product: trio Rho guanine nucleotide exchange factor
Exons: 57
Coding region: 323-9556 (3077 amino acids)
Biological process (GO): protein phosphorylation
Cellular component (GO): cytoplasm
Molecular function (GO): protein binding; guanyl-nucleotide exchange factor activity; ATP binding
Source: RefSeq, a predicted model, not a curated record
CUCUUUUUCCGCCAAGAUGGAGGCGGCGCGCGGCGAGACCCUCCCGGGGCGCGCGGGCUGAGGCGGCCCCUCCCUCCCUGCCCGCCUGCCCGCCGGGGCGAUCGUGGUCGCGGCGUCUCCGACGGGGGCUGGAGGCUUCUCCUCCUCCUCCUCCUCCUCCUCCUGGCCGCCCUUGCGAGGGGCUCCUCCGCCCCCCCCCUUCCCGGCUCCUGCCGCCGCCGCCGCCGGAUGGGUCUGCCGGGCGGGGGUCCGGCGGGGAGGUGAGCAGCCCUCCCUCCCCCCCUGCGUCCCUCCCUCCGCCCGAGGCCCUCCCGGAGCAGCCAUGAACAGCGGCGGCGGCUCCUCCUCCUCCUCCUGCUCCGCGGCCGCCGCCUCGUCUUCCUCGCCCAGCGGCAGCGCGGCCGGCGGCGAAGGGGCGGAGGACGCGGCCAAAGACUCCGCAGACAUCGCCGCCUUCUUCCGAGCCGGAUUUCGGAAAAAUGAUGAAAUGAAAGCGAUGGAAGUCUUGCCAAUCUUAAAGGAGAAAGUUGCAUACCUUUCAGGUGGGAGAGAUAAGCGUGGAGGCCCCAUUCUAACAUUUCCGGCUCGUAGCAAUCAUGAUAGAAUACGACAAGAGGACCUGAGGAGGCUGAUUUCAUACCUAGCUUGUAUUCCUAGUGAAGAAGUAUGUAAAAGAGGUUUCACCGUUAUUGUAGAUAUGCGUGGAUCUAAAUGGGACUCUAUUAAGCCACUUUUGAAGAUCUUACAGGAGUCCUUUCCCUGUUGCAUUCAUGUUGCACUGAUAAUCAAGCCUGACAACUUUUGGCAGAAACAGCGGACUAACUUUGGAAGCUCCAAGUUUGAAUUUGAGACAAACAUGGUGUCUCUGGAAGGUCUUACCAAAGUUGUCGACCCUUCUCAGUUAACUCCGGAAUUUGAUGGCUGCUUGGAAUAUAACCACGAGGAAUGGAUAGAAAUCAGAGUUGCCUUUGAGGAUUACAUCAGCAAUGCCACCCACAUGCUGUCCCGGCUGGAGGAACUGCAGGACAUCCUGGCCAAGAAGGACUUGCCUCAGGACUUGGAGGCAGCUCGGAGCAUGAUUGAGGAGCAUUCGCAGCUGAAGAAGAAGGUCAUCAAGGCCCCCAUUGAGGACCUGGACUUGGAAGGGCAGAAGCUGCUGCAGAGGAUACAGAGCAGUGAGACUUUCCCCAAAAAGAACUCCGGGUCCGGGAAUGCGGAUUUGCAGAACCUCCUGCCCAAAGUGUCGGCCAUGUUGGACAGGCUGCACUCGACACGGCAGCAUCUGCAUCAGAUGUGGCACGUGCGGAAGUUGAAACUUGACCAAUGCUUUCAGCUCAGACUUUUUGAACAAGAUGCAGAAAAGAUGUUCGACUGGAUCACACACAACAAAGGCCUGUUUCUGAAUAGCUACACAGAGAUCGGAGCCAGUCACCCUCAUGCAAUGGAGCUCCAGACGCAGCACAAUCAUUUUGCUAUGAACUGUAUGAAUGUUUAUGUGAACAUCAAUCGCAUCAUGUCUGUUGCCAACCGCUUGGUGGAAUCGGGCCACUACGCGUCACAGCAGAUCAAGCAGAUUGCCAGCCAACUGGAGCAGGAGUGGAAAGCCUUUGCUGCAGCCCUGGAUGAACGCAGCACCCUGCUGGAUAUGUCUGCCAUUUUCCACCAGAAAGCAGAGCAGUAUAUGAGUAAUGUGGACUCCUGGUGCAAGGCCUGUGGUGAGGUAGAGCUUCCCUCUGAACUGCAGGAUUUGGAAGAUGCAAUCCAUCAUCACCAAGGCAUAUAUGAACAUAUCACCCUGGCAUAUUCUGAGGUAAGCCAGGAUGGGAAGUCCCUGCUUGACAAAUUGCAACGGCCUUUGACUCCUGGAAGUUCUGACUCCUUAACAGCUUCUGCCAACUACUCCAAGGCGGUACACCAUGUCCUAGAUAUUAUUCAUGAAGUUCUUCAUCACCAGAGGCAACUGGAGAACAUCUGGCAGCAUCGGAAGGUUCGCUUGCAUCAACGCCUUCAGCUGUGCGUCUUUCAACAGGAUGUUCAACAGGUGCUGGAUUGGAUUGAAAACCAUGGGGAAGCUUUCCUUAGCAAACACACGGGGGUUGGAAAGUCCCUACAUCGAGCCAGAGCACUGCAGAAGCGCCAUGAAGACUUCGAAGAAGUGGCUCAGAAUACCUACACCAAUGCAGACAAAUUACUAGAAGCUGCUGAACAGCUGGCACAGACAGGAGAGUGUGACCCUGAAGAGAUCUAUCAAGCAGCCCAUCAGCUGGAAGACCGGAUACAGGACUUCGUUAGGCGUGUAGAGCAGCGGAAGAUCCUGCUAGACAUGUCUGUAUCCUUUCACACUCACGUCAAAGAGCUGUGGACGUGGCUGGAAGAGCUGCAGAAAGAACUGCUGGACGACGUCUACGCUGAGUCCGUGGAGGCCGUGCAGGAGCUGAUCAAAAGGUUUGGCCAGCAGCAGCAGACCACUCUUCAGGUGACGGUGAAUGUCAUCAAGGAAGGGGAGGACCUGAUCCAGCAGCUGAGGGAUUCUGCAAUCUCAAGUAACAAGACUCCCCAUAACAGCUCCAUCAAUCACAUCGAGACUGUCCUUCAACAGCUGGACGAAGCCCAGUCACAAAUGGAGGAGCUUUUCCAGGAGCGCAAAAUCAAACUGGAGCUCUUCUUACAGUUGCGAAUAUUUGAGAGAGACGCCAUUGAUAUCAUUUCAGACCUUGAAUCCUGGAAUGAUGAGCUAUCUCAGCAAAUGAACGAUUUUGACACUGAGGACCUCACCAUUGCUGAGCAGCGGCUCCAGCAUCACGCAGACAAAGCCCUGACUAUGAAUAACCUGACCUUUGACGUGAUCCACCAAGGGCAGGAUCUCCUUCAGUACGUCAACGAAGUUCAAGCCUCUGGUGUGGAACUUCUUUGUGACAGAGAUGUGGACAUGGCGACUCGCGUGCAGGACUUGCUGGAGUUCCUUCAUGAGAAGCAGCAGGAGCUUGACUUGGCAGCUGAGCAACAUCGAAAACACCUGGAGCAGUGUGUGCAACUGCGCCACCUUCAGGCCGAAGUCAAGCAGGUACUGGGUUGGAUCCGAAAUGGGGAGUCCAUGUUAAAUGCUGGCCUCAUCACUGCUAGCUCACUGCAGGAGGCCGAGCAGCUGCAGCGCGAACACGAGCAGUUCCAGCACGCGAUUGAGAAAACACAUCAGAGUGCACUGCAGGUGCAGCAGAAAGCGGAGGCGAUGUUGCAGGCUAAUCAUUACGACAUGGACAUGAUCCGCGACUGUGCUGAGAAGGUGGCCUCUCACUGGCAGCAGCUGAUGCUCAAGAUGGAGGACCGCCUCAAGCUCGUGAAUGCGUCGGUGGCCUUUUACAAAACGUCCGAGCAGGUAUGCAGCGUGCUGGAAAGCCUGGAGCAAGAAUAUAAGCGGGAAGAAGACUGGUGUGGAGGAGCUGACAAAUUAGGGCCCAACUCGGAAACGGAUCACGUGACUCCUAUGAUUAGCAAGCACCUUGAGCAAAAAGAGGCAUUUUUAAAGGCGUGCACGCUGGCCCGGCGGAAUGCUGACGUCUUCCUGAAGUAUCUACACCGGAAUAGUGUGAAUAUGCCAGGGAUGGUGACCCACAUCAAGGCCCCUGAACAACAGGUCAAAAAUAUCCUCAACGAACUCUUCCAGAGGGAAAACCGUGUCCUGCACUACUGGACAAUGAGGAAAAGACGCCUGGACCAGUGUCAACAAUAUGUGGUCUUUGAGAGAAGUGCAAAACAGGCCCUUGAAUGGAUCCAUGACAAUGGGGAAUUUUACUUAUCCACCCACACUUCCACUGGUUCCAGUAUCCAGCAUACUCAAGAACUAUUGAAAGAGCAUGAAGAAUUCCAGAUCACUGCAAAGCAAACCAAAGAGAGGGUGAAGCUCUUGAUACAGCUAGCAGAUGGCUUUUGUGAAAAGGGGCAUGCCCAUGCUGCAGAGAUUAAAAAAUGUGUCACAGCCGUGGACAAAAGGUACCGAGACUUCUCUCUGCGCAUGGAAAAAUAUAGGACCUCUUUAGAGAAAGCUCUGGGGAUCUCUUCGGAUUCCAAUAAAUCGAGUAAAAGCCUGCAGCUAGAUAUAAUCCCAGCCAGUGUGCCUGGGUCCGAGGUAAAAUUGAGAGAUGCUGCUCAUGAACUUAAUGAGGAAAAGAGGAAAUCUGCCCGCAGGAAAGAGUUCAUUAUGGCUGAGCUCAUUCAGACGGAAAAGGCUUACGUAAGAGACCUUCGGGAGUGCAUGGAUACCUACCUGUGGGAAAUGACGAGUGGCGUCGAGGAGAUCCCCCCUGGCAUUGUGAACAAAGAGCAUAUUAUCUUUGGGAACAUGCAAGAGAUUUAUGAGUUCCACAAUAAUAUAUUUUUGAAAGAGCUCGAGAAGUAUGAGCAGCUACCUGAAGAUGUUGGGCACUGUUUUGUUACUUGGGCGGACAAGUUCCAAAUGUAUGUGACAUACUGCAAAAACAAGCCGGAUUCCACCCAGUUGAUACUGGAGCAUGCGGGUGCUUAUUUUGAUGAAAUACAGCAACGGCAUGGGCUAGCCAAUUCGAUCUCCUCUUAUCUUAUCAAACCUGUUCAGCGGAUCACAAAAUAUCAGCUGCUACUAAAGGAGCUCCUCACUUGCUGCGAAGAAGGUAAAGGUGAGAUCAAAGAUGGCCUGGAGGUGAUGCUCAGUGUGCCAAAGCGAGCCAACGAUGCCAUGCAUCUCAGCAUGCUGGAAGGUUUUGAUGAGAACAUUGAAUCUCAGGGAGAGCUCAUCCUUCAGGAAUCCUUCCAAGUGUGGGACCCUAAGACACUCAUUCGGAAGGGUCGCGAGAGGCAUCUUUUCCUCUUUGAGAUGUCCCUGGUCUUCAGCAAAGAAGUGAAAGACUCAUGUGGAAGAAGCAAGUACAUCUAUAAAAGCAAAUUAUUUACCUCAGAGUUGGGUGUCACAGAGCACGUAGAAGGAGAUCCUUGCAAAUUUGCACUGUGGGUUGGAAGAACCCCUACUUCAGACAACAAAAUUGUGCUAAAGGCUUCCAGUAUUGAGAACAAACAGGACUGGAUCAAGCACAUCCGAGAGGUCAUCCAGGAAAGAACCAUUCAUCUCAAAGGAGCCUUGAAGGAGCCCAUUCACAUCCCCAAAACUGCACCUUCCACAAAACAGAAGGGAAGAAGAGACGGAGAGGACUUGGAUAGCCAAGGAGAUGGCAGUAGUCAGCCUGAUACGAUAUCAAUUGCAUCACGGACAUCCCAGAAUACCCUAGACAGUGAUAAGUUGUCCGGUGGGUGUGAGUUGACAGUGGUCAUCCAUGAUUUCACGGCAUGCAACAACAAUGAACUGACAAUCCGUCGUGGCCAGACAGUGGAGGUCUUAGAGAGGCCACAUGACAAGCCUGACUGGUGCCUCGUCCGAACCACUGACCGGUCCCCGGCUGCGGAAGGGCUGGUCCCUUGUGGGUCUCUUUGCAUCGCCCACUCCAGAAGCAGCAUGGAGAUGGAAGGCAUCUUUAACCACAAAGAUUCCCUUUCAGUUUCCAGCAACGAUGCCAGCCCUCCUGCUUCAGUGACAUCACUUCAGCCCCACACGAUUGGUGCCCAGAGCUCACCGGGCCCCAAACGCCCAGGCAACACUCUGAGGAAAUGGCUCACAAGCCCCGUCAGGCGACUCAGUAGUGGCAAGGCAGAUGGCCACGUGAAGAAGCUCGCGCACAAGCACAAGAAGAGUCGGGAGGUCCGCAAGAGUGCCGAUGCUGGUUCUCAGAAGGACUCAGAUGACAGUGCUGCUACACCGCAGGAUGAAACCCUUGAGGAGAGAGGGCGCAAUGAAGGCUUGAGCAGUGGCACCCUUUCGAAAUCCUCCUCCUCAGGCAUGCAGAGCUGUGGCGAGGAAGAGGGCGAAGAAGGGGCCGAUGCUGUGCCACUCCCCCCUCCGAUGGCGAUCCAGCAGCACAGUCUGCUCCAGCCAGACUCACAAGAUGACAAGGCGUCUUCCCGACUGCUGGUGCGUCCCACCAGCUCAGAAACUCCCAGCGCAGCAGAGCUUGUCAGUGCAAUAGAGGAGCUUGUGAAGAGCAAAAUGGCUCUGGAGGAUCGUCCAAGUUCCCUGAUAGUAGACCAAGGUGACAGCAGCAGCCCCUCGUUCAAUCCUUCGGACAACUCUCUCCUCUCCUCCUCCUCACCCAUCGAUGAGAUGGAAGAACGGAAGUCAAGCUCUUUAAAAAGGCGACACUAUGUUCUACAGGAAUUGGUGGAGACAGAACGAGAUUAUGUGAGAGAUCUUGGCUGUGUAGUAGAGGGUUACGUGGCACUCAUGAAGGAAGACGGCGUUCCUGAUGACAUGAAAGGGAAAGAUAAAAUAGUGUUUGGCAACAUACAUCAAAUAUAUGACUGGCACAGGGAUUUCUUCUUGGGAGAAUUAGAGAAGUGCCUUGAUGAUCCGGAAAAAUUAGGAUCACUUUUUGUUAAGCAUGAGAGAAGAUUGCACAUGUACAUAGUUUACUGCCAAAACAAACCAAAGUCUGAGCAUAUUGUCUCAGAGUACAUUGAUACAUUUUUUGAGGACCUGAAACAGCGUUUGGGACAUCGACUUCAGCUCACAGACUUGUUAAUAAAACCAGUGCAGAGAAUUAUGAAGUACCAGCUGUUACUGAAGGACUUCCUCAAGUACUCCAAAAAAGCUAAUCGUGAUACUACAGAAUUAGAGAGGGCCGUAGAGGUAAUGUGCAUAGUACCAAAACGGUGCAACGACAUGAUGAAUGUUGGUCGUUUACAAGGAUUUGAUGGUAAAAUUGUUGCCCAGGGUAAACUGCUGCUGCAGGAUACAUUCAUGGUUACAGACCAAGACACGGGGCUCUUGCCACGAUGCAAAGAGAGGCGAGUCUUCCUAUUCGAGCAGAUUGUCAUUUUCAGUGAACCACUAGAUAAAAAGAAAGGCUUCUCAACUCCAGGGUUCUUAUUUAAAAACAGUAUCAAGGUGAGUUGCCUUUGCUUGGAGGAAAACGUAGACAAUGACCCAUGUAAAUUUGCACUAAUGUCAAGAGCAGGUGAUGCUAUGGAGACGUUUAUUUUACAUUCCACCAGUCCAGGAGUCCGCCAGAUGUGGAUCCAUGAAAUCAACCAAAUCUUGGAAAACCAGCGUAAUUUUCUAAAUGCCUUGACAUCACCAAUUGAGUACCAGAGGAACCACAGUGGUGCUGGUGGAAGCGGCAACAGCAGUGGCCCCGGCAGCUGCCCUGGAAUCCCCAGCUCCAGUCGUAGCCGGCCUUCCCGGAUCCCACAGCCAGUCCGACACCACUCCCCAGUCCUGGUCUCCUCUGCAGCCUCCGUUCAGGCAGAGGCAGACAAGAUGUCAGGUAUGUCCCUUCACAGUUCCUUCCUGCCUCCCCACUCCAGCACCCUAGAAGCUGGUCUUAGCCAGACAGGCAGACACCCACCAAAUGCACAGCAGAAUGGCCCCGAGAGGGGAGAGAAGAUCCCAAAGAUGAAGGCAAUUGAGAGCCCCCAGAAGACAUUAAGAGGUGCUUUUGGCUCAGCAGGCGCAGAUCAGAGGGAAUGCCGUGGAAAUUAUGAGGAGAUCCGCUCGAGGAGCAGCGUAGGAUCCUUGUCACUGGGGAAAUCAAGACCUGGAGCUGCCUCGCCAAUAAACUCUCCUGUGAUGACUUUCCCUUGUCCUUUUGGCAAAGAAAUAUUUCCACCCAGCAGCCCCCUGCAGAAGGGCUCCUUUUGGAGCUCGAUCCCAGCAUCCCCUGUCAGCCGCCCAGGUUCCUUCACUUUUCCCGGGGAUGGUGACUCCCUCCAACGCCAAGUUCACCGCCUCUCUUCACACAGCAAGGACACAGACCGUAUGAGCACAUGUUCCUCGACCAGCGAACAGUCAGUACACUCCACCCAGAGCAAUGGGAGUGAAAGUAGCAGCAGCAGCAACAUCUCCACCAUGCUGGUGACACACGAUUAUAUGGCAGUGAAGGAGGAUGAGAUUAAUGUCUACCAAGGAGAGGUCGUGCAAAUUCUAGCCAGCAACCAACAGAACAUGUUUCUGGUGUUCCGAGCCGCCACCGACCAGUGCCCUGCCGCCGAGGGCUGGAUCCCCGGCUAUAUCCUGGGGCACACCAGCGCAGUCGCCCUUGAGAACCCCGAUGGGACAAUGAAGAAGUCAUCCUCUUGGCAUACAGCGCUCCGUCUGAGGAAGAAAUCUGAGAAAAAGGAUAAAGAUGGCAAAAGGGAAGGCAAGUUAGAAAAUGGUUAUCGUAAGUCCCGCGAAGGCCUUGCCAACAAGGUUUCCGUGAAGCUUCUCAACCCCAACUACAUUUAUGAUGUUCCCCCAGAAUUUAUAAUACCAUUAAGUGAGAUAAGAUGCGAGGUAGGAGAGACUGUCAUCCUUCAGUGCAAAAUUUGUGGUCGUCCAAAAGCUUCCUUAACUUGGAAAGGUCCUGAUCAUAACACAUUGAGCAACGACAGUCACUACAGCCUCUCCUACAGUGAUGUAGGAGAAGCAUCUCUGAAAAUCCUUGGUGUGACCACAGAAGAUGAUGGUAUCUAUACCUGUGUAGCUGCAAAUGAUAUGGGUUCAGUGUCAUCUUCAGCCAGUCUUCGAGUUUUAGGUCCUGGAAGUGAUGGGAUCAUGGUCACCUGGAAGGACAACUUUGAUUCCCUGUACAGUGAAGUGGCUGAGCUUGGCAGGGGCAGGUUUUCUGUCAUCAAGCGAUGUGAUCAAAAGGGGACCAAGCAUGAAGUAGCCGCUAAGUUUGUGAACAAGAAGCUGAUGAAGCGUGACCAGGUCACCCACGAACUGGGAAUUAUGCAGAAUCUUCAGCACCCUCAGCUCGUGGGCCUUCUCGAUACAUUUGAGACUUCCAGCAGUUACAUCUUGGUGUUAGAGAUAGCCAACCAGGGGCGCCUUCUGGACUACAUUGUGCAGUGGGGAAACCUCACCGAAGGGAAGAUCAAGCUCUACUUGGGAGAGAUCCUGGAAGCUAUGCAGUAUCUUCACAACUGCAGAAUCGCACACUUGGACCUAAAGCCCGAAAACAUUCUGGUGGACAAGAGCUUAGCCAAAGCAACGAUCCGACUGGCUGACUUUGGGGACGCUGUCCAGCUCAAUACCACCUACCACAUCCACCAGUUACUUGGGAACCCAGAGUUUGCAGCUCCCGAAAUAAUCCUUGGAAAUCCUGUUUCCCUGACCUCAGAUAUGUGGAGUAUCGGAGUGCUCACAUAUGUCCUCCUCAGUGGUGUGUCUCCUUUCCUGGAUGAAAGUGUAGAGGAAACCUGCCUGAACAUUUGUCACUUAGAUUUUAGCUUCCCAGAUGACUACUUCAAAGGAGUGAGCCAGAAGGCCAAAGAUUUUGUAUGUUUCUUGCUGCAGGAUGACCCCUCCAAGCGUCCUGCGGCAGCGCUGGCCCUCCAGGAGCAAUGGCUGCAGCCCGGCAGUGCCAGAGGCGCUGACAGCAUUGACACGGCCCGGCUGACUUCGUUCAUUGAGCGGCGGAAACACCAGAAUGAUGUUCGACCCAUUUGUAGCAUUAAGAACUUCUUACAGAGCAGACUCUUGCCAAAAGUUUAAUCUAACUGCGACAUUCUCUCUCAUUCUCUUUCACUGGCCAAUCAAACUAAGGAUGAAGCUCUCCUGCCAAUCAGCUGUUGACUUGAAUUUGGGGUGAAGAAAAAAAAUAAAAAGCCAAUCAGUUGCUAGCAUAUUCAUCGUGUGGAAAUGCAUUCCAAGUAAAUCUACACACAGUAGUACUUGGGACUAGCAGUGCAAAACUACGUUGGGGUGGAGGACUAUAGUACUGUACUCUGCAACAGGCAAUGAAGAACUUUACACUUACGACUACAGUAUUUUAUUCAGGUUUCUACAAAAAAAUCCUUUUUUAAAAAUGUCAAACAAUCAAAAUUUUGCAAAUGAUCUUUAACUAGCAUUUUCACUAUUUUAGACAAAGGAAAUGCGCCUCUGUUCCAAGCACUGGUAUUAAAAGGCAAAAGACAAACAGCCUCUGCUGCUUAGAGAAGACUGAGCAAACGAGCUGCCCACCCAGAUGGAGUCCAUUUUGACCCAUCUGAUUUUUUCCCACUCGGACAUACAGCUUACCAGUUGCCUCACCUAUGUGUAUUCAGCAUAGCAAUGCACUGAGAUCAGACUUUGCUUCUAAGUUCAUCCAACCUCAAGAUUUUUGCAUACAAAUAGAAUGAACCAUUUUGCUCUGAUAAAAUGUAGGCCUUACUUGUAAAUAUACUGUUUACCUGCCUUCAGUCUAUGUCUCUUUGAUUUUUGCCCCUCCUCUUUUCUCCCGUCUCCCUAAAUGGUGGUAUACCACAGUGCGGGUCUUCAGUUAUGGUCAGCCUUGACUUGACCUAUCAGAAAAGGACUCACAGGUUGGAUGUCUGACAGGCCAACCUCCACUGUCAAGCAGAAUACAGCAGGAAGAACAUACUGUCAAUGCACUCACUUUUUUUUAAAUUUCAUAUCAUGUGCAAUGUUGUGGCUUUAACAUUUUAUGCAACUAUUUAUGAGGACCUCUGUUGUAAGUGUAAUAAACAGGUAGAAAAAAGCACACUCCUAGUAUGGCGAGCUUUAUGACUUUGUGUUUGGCAUCUCCAGGGCUGGGGGGUGGGGGAGGGUUCAGGUUUUAUCUCGGGGUCAUUAACUAGUUGCAUUGGGGGCUUUGCUUGGAACUUUAUUCAAAACUAGAGUUGGUUUUAAAGGGAUUGUAAAAUGAGUUUCAUUUCCUGAAAUGCAAACUGAAUAAGAAAAAUGGGGUGAUGUUUUUACAGAAGUUUGUUCGAUUGUUAUUGUUGUUCAAAAUGCCAAAGUAUUAUUUUUCCCACAAAAUCAAUCUCUACCUUUUUAGAUUUUUCAGACUUGUAUAUUUCUUUCUGUACAAUAACUGAAUGAAUUUUGUGCUCUUUGGAGAAGUACAGACAAGCCGUUACAGUCUGAACCUGAUAAAUGGCAGCUGUCUGUUUUUGAAAAUGGUUUUUAAGAUUAAGGCAAUGUGUGGAAUAUUUAGACACUGAUCGCUUUCCAUGUGUCAGUGAGUGGACAUGGGUGUUCAGUCAUCCAUUUGUGUGUGUGUGUGCGUGCUCAUGCGUGCAUGCGGGUGUAAGUAAUGCCUGUUGAAACUAAGCUCGCAUCUGAUACAAAGUAGAUGUAGCCAUAAGUCUUAAGAUGUACAUUCACUUGGGUUUUAAUUUUAAUGUUGCAGGUUCUGUUGCAAUCUAUUUAUUGCUGUGUUUUGUUUUUGUUUUUCAUUUUCUUUUUUGUAAAGUUGUACAGAAACUUUUAAAAAAGAAUUAAACUCAAAACUGGAUGGAUGCAUAUUCAAACCAACCAUAACGUUUUGGCUUAUAAAUUUUUAUUUUGUUUUGUAUUUUAGUUAAAGUUUUGCUUUAUUUUGCAUGUAUAUUUCUUUGUAUAUUGAUGUUGCGCCUUUACACAGUAUGAUGUGAUGUAAAUAUUUUAUUUUGCCAUCAGUUAUUUUUUAAAAAAUUAAACAUAUUUAACAACUGUG